ACUUUCACCAAGUCUCUUCCUUUCCUUCUCUGCCGUGUUCUUUGGAUGAUUGUUCCUCUGAAUUCUUAAUCUUUGGUCCAUGGGUUUUAGCCUGACUCUCCAAGUUUUCUGUUGUGCUGGGACGUCUCUGAAAUAUAAAGCUUAUGGGGAUUUGACAACUGGGAUAUUCCCUUGUUUGCAUUUGGCUUUAUCAGUGUAUCUGUGAUGGUGGUGUAGGCAUAUAUAUUCACAAACCCAUAUGGGGAUUCAUGGGGUUACCAGUUUGUAGAUUCUUCUGUCCAGGAAAGCCAUUUUGUUUUUAUGCUGUUUCCCUGUGAGAAGAUUUGGACAACUUGGUAUUGCUUGCUUAUCUGGUGUUUUUUUUUUUCUUAAAAAAAAACUGGGUUUAUUGCCCUGCAGCUGUUGGAUCAAAAGCUUGUGUAAGCUUUGCAAAAAGUUUAUAAAGUUUUCUCCUUUUUUUUGUCCUCUUUCUGUUCCCGUGGCACAAUUCAAAAGAUUCCUCAUCCUCUGCCUAGUGUUUUUGGCCAUGGAUCAAGCUUUUACCACAGAUAUCAUCAACAUUUCUGUGACUGUGGAUAUUGCACCUGGAAGUGCAGUUUGCUAGUCUGGGAUGGUGGUAUGCCUUUGUCAACAUCCUUUAUGGAGGCUGCUAGUAGCGGCUUUUAUCGUCUAAUUACCUGCUAAUGGAUGGAUGGCAUAGCUCAAUGAUUGAUUUGGAGUUAUGAGUUGUGAUCUUAUAGAAGCAUCUUUCAUGUGCCAGCAUGUAUAUGUAUAUGUAUAUGUAUAUGUAUAUGUAUAUGUAUAUGUAUAUGUAUAUGUAUAUGUAUAAACUGUUUUGCAAGGCUUAGCUGUUUCUAUUGUAAUCUCUUGUGACUCACUUCUAUAUUGUGGGUUGGCCCGUUCUUUCGUUGAACUGCUCUUCUAUCCUUUAUUGAUUCCGGUCUCGAGAAUGAAGUUUGCUUGUCCUCUUUGCGACAUUACUCCCUAAUCUAUUUCUUUUAAGACCUCUAGGAAAUGCUUUAUAUAUCUUAUUAAUAGACGAUUUUGGUUGAAGAACUGCCUUCUUGACCCGGGAUUCAUGUCUUGAACGAUGAGAGCAGAUAACGAACAUGCUUCCGGCAAUUCAAUAGGGAGUCUCGAAGGAGAUGGCGAAAGCAACUGGGAGGACACUGAACUAAAGAUCCCAAAAAAUGGGAAAGAGAAUGAAUGUGGCUUGUUCCGUGAUACAAAAGGCGGGAAAUUGGGCAAACAGAGCAAUGGAAACAUGUUCGGACACCAUUCUUCUGAGCCCAUGACGGAUGAUAGCCGAAAGGAAGUGAAUGAUAGUCAUUUUUCCGUGAUCGAGAAGGAGGGUUCAGUAUUCGAUUUGGGCAAAAACGUUACGGCUUGUGACUUGGCUGAGAUAGUAGUUUGUUACAAAGAGAAUGCUUAUAAUGUUGUCAAGGAUAUAUGCGUCGAUGAGGGUAUUAUGCCUCGGCAGGAGAAGUUCUCGUCCAAUAAGAACGAAUCUUGCAAGCGUAUCUCUAAUCAGUUUGGCUCGGAGGAUCAUGUAAAAGCAGAAGUAAAUGUAAAUCCUCUUACGGGAACCUUGGAAUCUAAAAUAGCAGGAAUCAUGUCUAAGGAAUCUUUCACUCUGGCUGAUAUUAUAUCGAUGGAGGAUGGCCAGAAAUCACCCGAAGAACGAUCUUUUCAGAAAUCAAGCUUGGAAAGGGUAACUCUUGCACCAAAGAUCGAGCCAUUUCCCGAUGAAGUAACGGCUCCUGAAGAAAACAGAAGCUGCAGCAAGAACGAGCCUCGAAGGUCUGAACCCGAACACUACGUUCAUAGACACGGCUACACGCUCGAGGACCCCGACGAUGUUUCAAGCCAUUUCCCGAGCGGUUUUGGUGAGACAGAGCCAGUUUCAGGGCAUAUAACUUACUCAGGUCCUAUCGUUUUCUCCGGUAGCCUCUCUGUUCGUUCUGAUGGAAGCACGACCAGUGCACGCUCUUUUGCAUUCCCGGUGCUGCAAUCAGAAUGGAACAGCAGUCCUGUAAGAAUGGCGAAAGCUGACAAGAGACAUAUCCGGACGCAGAAAAGUUGGAGACACACACUUUGCUGUUGUAGUUUCUGACCUUUCUUCUUAUGGGCUGUGUCCUAUGUCAGUGCAGAGGAAGUGUUUCAUGAAGAUAGCGUAUACCAAAGAAUUAAUGUUUUUUUUUUUGGGUUUCAUUUAUUAAAUUACUUAAUGGGUAUAUUAUAAUAUAGUAAAUUUUUUUUUUUCUUGGUAUGGUGUGAAACGGGGAAUAGAGUUUGUAAGUCGAAGCUUUGGUGGCUUGGAUUGAAAUUUGAAUGUAUAGAAAGCCUCUGUUUGCUCCAGAGGAUUCUCUCUUGUAUAUA
Molecule: messenger RNA, 2379 nt
Organism: Tarenaya hassleriana
Lineage: Eukaryota; Viridiplantae; Streptophyta; Magnoliopsida; Brassicales; Cleomaceae
Exons: 4
Coding region: 1091-2113 (340 amino acids)
Biological process (GO): regulation of asymmetric cell division
Source: RefSeq, a predicted model, not a curated record